CCUGGGCGGCGUAGGCGUGCAAGAUUAGUAAUGAGGGCCAACUUGCAGCCCAGGGGCUGCCGAGCGACGGCUGAUCGGUCCUUGUGGCGCUCUCAGCGUUUGCGAGUCAGUGUUCGGCCUGCUGCUAGCAUGCAGCUGCCAUCGGAUUUUAGGGACGCUUACGUUGACCUCGCACACCAGCUUGCCGAUGCGGCCUCGCAAGUCACGCGCAAGUACUUCCGGACGUCGUUUGAUGUCGAGUCAAAGGGCGACGCGAGUCCUGUGACCAUCGCUGAUCGCCAGGCUGAAAUUAUCAUGCGAGAGAUCAUCGAGCGCACAGUUCCGGAGCAUGGUAUCUUCGGCGAGGAACACGGGCUGAAGUUCGGAAGCGGUGCGGGUUCAAAGUACAUGUGGGUGCUUGACCCGAUUGAUGGGACCAAGAGCUUUAUCACCGGCAAGCCGCUGUUCGGGACCUUAAUCUCCUUAGUGUAUGAGGGGUCCCCUAUUCUGGGCAUCAUCGACCAGCCUAUCACCAAGGAGCGCUGGGUGGGUGUAGCGGGACGGUCGACAUUUCUCAACGGUCAGGUGCUGAAGACCCGGCCCUGUCCUGAUGUCAAGCUAGCAUACCUGUAUGCAACGACGCCACACAUGUUCUCAGGUGACAACGAAAAGGCCUUCAAUCGAUUGCGGGACAAAGUGCGGAUUCCUAUGUACGGCUGCGACUGCUACGCGUACGGCCUGUUAGCAGCGGGGCAUUGUGAUCUGGUAGUGGAGGCCGAUUUGAAGCCGUACGACUACAUGGCACUUGUGCCUAUCGUACAGGGAGCUGGUGGCGUGAUGACGGACUGGCGGGGCCGUCCACUGGUGUGGCAGCCCGCCCCGGGGAGCACCGACCUCAAGGCAGGGUGGCCGGGGGAGGUGUGCGCAGCUGGGGAUGCGGCCCUGCACCGCCAAGCUCUGGAGCUGCUGGACUGGCAGCACUGAGGACGGCAGCAUAUGAGACAGGAUCUUGAGAUGAUGUUGAGCUUCAUCCGGUAUAGGGAUCCGGUAUGGGGACAGGGUUGCGCCUGUUUGAUUUGGACAGGUACCGGCGACCAGACUAGUGGACGGGGCGCGACGGACAAAGUGUCGGGCUUCCGGGACAGGAUAGGAUGCCAAAGCGGCGCUGGCAAAGGAUGCAUUCUAACGGAGAUGUGGAUCCGGUAUUUAUGUGGGUGGCAGUGGCAUAAGAAAAUGGCUGCAGCAUCUCGGUCCAAAUUUUACUAUCCAGUGGUUUCACAGUGAUAUUUGCGGUGCACUGCGACAGUGGGCAUAUGAAAGGAUGCAAGUCUUUAUAAGUGUGAUAGCCAGGUUAGUAGAUAUGCACAUUUGGCAAAAAUAAAACUCUUUUUUUGUUCAGGGAACCCAUCUUAGCCGGGAAGCUGACCAUUUAAAAUUACAAAUUAAGUUCGCUAGGCAAGCAAAGUCAUCGCUCAUUGCUUUGCUCAUACGAAUGAUCUGAUUCAGACCAUUUGCUCCAUCCCCUAUGUAUUUGUACACGACGAUC
This is a messenger RNA of Volvox carteri f. nagariensis, 1525 nucleotides long. RefSeq lists its product as uncharacterized. Gene Ontology annotation, biological process: L-histidine biosynthetic process. NCBI's taxonomy places the organism in Eukaryota, Viridiplantae, Chlorophyta, Chlorophyceae, Chlamydomonadales, Volvocaceae. Gene Ontology annotation, molecular function: histidinol-phosphatase activity. The record is from RefSeq and is a predicted model, not a curated record. The coding region runs from base 31 to 963 and encodes 310 amino acids. The transcript is spliced from 7 exons.